CACAUAUUCCUCUGACGUUUUGCCCAGCAUACAACACACCGCUGGCGUAACCAGAAAAAGCUGCUCGGUUACAUUGAGAAUCGAGACAGCAGCAGAGACAGCCGAGAGAAAAAAUACUAAAUAGACUCUUGCACCGCUGCCAGGAGAGACCCCAAGGAGAGGCCCAGCCACCAUGCCGCUGUUCGGUAAAUCCCACAAGAAUCCCGCCGACAUCGUCCGGACUCUGAAGGAGAACAUGGCCAUCCUGGUCAAACAAGACAAGAAAACAGAAAAGGCAUCAGAGGAGGUGUCUAAGUGUCUUGUGGCCAUGAAGGAGAUACUAUAUGGGACCGGUGACAAGGAGCCUCACACAGAGACGGUGGCCCAGUUGGCCCAGGAGCUCUACAACAGCGGCCUGCUCAUCUCCCUGGUGGAAAACCUGCAGGUCAUUGACUUUGAGGGGAAGAAGGACGUGUGUCAAAUCUUCAACAACAUCCUGCGGAGGCAGAUCGGCACCCGCAGCCCCACCGUUGAGUACUUCUGCUCUCACCAAGAGGUGCUGUUUGUGCUGCAAAAAGGGUAUGAGACCCCUGGGUCUGCGCUGAACUGUGGCAUCAUGCUGAGGGAGUGUAUCAGACACGAGCCCCUGGCCAAGCUGGUUCUCCACUCAGAACACUUCCAGGACUUCUUCAAUUACGUAGAGAUGGAGACCUUCGACAUCGCCUCAGACGCUUUCGCCACCUUCAAGGACCUGCUCACAAGACACAAGGUCCUGGUAGCUGAAUAUCUAGAACAGAAUUAUGAUGCUAUCUUUGACCAGUAUGAGAAGUUAUUACACUCUGAUAACUAUGUGACAAAGAGACAGUCAUUAAAGUUGUUGGGAGAGCUUCUGUUGGACAGGCAUAACUUCACAGUGAUGACCCGGUACAUCAGCAAGCCUGAAAACCUGAAGCUGAUGAUGAACCUACUGAGGGACAAGAGCCCUAACAUACAAUUUGAGGCCUUCCACGUCUUCAAGGUGUUUGUGGCGAACCCCAACAAGACGCAGCCCAUCAUAGACAUCCUGCUGAAGAACCAGCCCAAACUCAUCGACUUCCUUAGCAACUUCCAGAAGGACCGCAUGGACGACGAGCAAUUCAACGACGAGAAGACCUACCUAAUCAAACAGAUCCGAGACCUAAAGAAACCCGCCUCUUAA
This is a messenger RNA of Oncorhynchus tshawytscha (Chinook salmon), 1177 nucleotides long. Its product is annotated as calcium binding protein 39-like. The record is from RefSeq and is a predicted model, not a curated record. Lineage: Eukaryota; Metazoa; Chordata; Actinopteri; Salmoniformes; Salmonidae. Gene Ontology annotation, molecular function: protein serine/threonine kinase activator activity. Gene Ontology annotation, biological process: intracellular signal transduction. Bases 173 to 1177 code for a protein of 334 amino acids. The transcript has 9 exons.